AUGCUUAUGAACUUGUGCCUGCCGAAGAUGUUUUCAGGAAUGUCUAGCCACCGCCUCUGGUGGGGUGGACUGCAGAAGAGAGUCUGCAUGAACCAGCCAGUGUUGCAAAGGCAGCGCAUUCAGCGCGUGCACAUCAGAGUUGGCGACCGGGCCGAACUCAGCAGGGCCUUCACACAGAGGGAUGUGGUUCGCUUUGCAGAAUUAACAGGGGAUGUCAACCCUUUGCAUUUAAACGAAGAGUUUGCCAAGCAAACCAAAUUUGGACAGACAAUUGUGCAUGGCGUUUUGAUCAACGGACUUAUUUCCGCUCUCUUGGGUACCAAAAUGCCGGGACCAGGCUGUGUAUUUCUUUCUCAGGAAAUUAACUUUCCAGCCCCUUUAUAUGUGGGGGAAGUCGUUACAGCGGCAGCAGAGGUGAUAAGACUGAAGCGGUUCAUUGCUCUUAUUGCAGUGUCAUGUUCUGUACCAGAAAGCCAAAAAACGGUGAUGGAGGGCUGGGUGAAAGUUGCCGUCCCAGAGCUCCCACGUCCCGAAAUAAGUGUUUAGCACUGCAGGGUCAGACAUCAGUGCUGCUGUGGUGCCAGACUGGGAUGACUGCUCUUUAUGAAGAAGCCGCUGGUAAAGCAGAAGCCCGUAUUGGGGGACAGGGAUGUUGCUAGAAGAAUGUUGAGAUGUCUCCUUUUCAACUUGACCUUGAUUUCCUCCUGGUUUUUAAAGUUCAAAAAAUAUGGCAACAGUCUUCAUGUUAGUAAAGGUCUUACUUUCAGGAUUUCAGGCCUGCUUAGAGUUGCAUUUGGAUAACCAGCCUACAUAUUUACGUAGACUCCGUUUCUUGUGAACUUGUAACUAUCCAACAAUUGUUGAAGGUGUCAACAGAAGGUGGGCCUGCCCUUUGCCAGUAACUAUCUUUAGGCCAUGCUUUUCAGCAGUUUCUGGGUCAGUAUUUAUUGUAGUUUAUUAACUCUUCACACCAAAUAGUGUCCUGCUCAGCCUUCAGUGGGGCUUGCCUUUCCAUUGGUUUCCCUGUUCCUGGAGAAGGACUUCUAGGUCGGCAGAUUUGGCCUGGGAAGGGUAACCUUGGCCUCAUCUUAAAAAAUGAGGUUAGCAACACCUCCCACCGAGGAUCGGGGCCAGAGGUGAUACAUGACAAAGGAGCUAGGUGUGCGGCUGGCCCCUCGGAUCUCUGCCUUUCCCUGGCGACUGAGGUGGGAGUUUGCCCGGGUUUAAAGCCAACUGGCCCACGGUGAAAUAAUCUAUAAGGAUUGGCAUAGUAAACUGACAUGGAUCUUAAAUGCAAAGUUUCUCUGACUACACUGGAAUCUUAUAGCCCCCCUCAAGCUAUUUUGAGUCUUUACCCCUCGGCACAUAAUACACCUUAUAUACUCGUGUAUAAGCCGAGUUUUUUUCUCUCUUUUUUUUUUCUUCAAGAAACAAUAGUUUAUUUUUCUAAUCACGUGACCAAGCUUCGAAUCUUAAGGUCUCAACAAGUUUUGCAUAUUUCCAUUGCAUAGACCUGUUUGAUGAUUGCUGGUACACGGCAGUUGGUUCUCCAGUGGUUCCCAUUUGCCAGACAGUGGGGCAUGGUGGCUUUUGCUCUCGGGCAUUCUGUCAAGUGAAUCCUCAUUCCAGGGCAACAUCACAGCCUCUGUCCAUCCAUCUCCAGCGGGGUUGGCCAAGGAGUCCUGCUUUGGCUGCUAGAGCUUCAUUCUGCUGAGUAUGAUAUUCCUGAAAUCUCAUGGAUAUUCUUUGUGUCAUUUUAAAAUAUUUCUGGAAGCAGUGCUCUGAGCACAUAGUCUCUUCAGGUUUCGCUUCUUGUUGUGAAGUCUUUUAACACAGUCCAAAGAGCAGAUUUCUGUAAGUUUAUUGUAGGUUCCAAGAAAUCCCUUAAACUUUUAUCUGAUGGGAUUCUGGUGUUUGUGCAGCCAUAUCUUUUGGUAUGUCGGAGUCACCUCUUCUGAUGCGUGAGUUUCAUUUCUGUUUGGGGAUCACAGUUGCUCAACGUUUUCUUGAGUGACUCAGCAAGUCUGAGUUCUUACGCACAGGUUCCUGCCUCCGACACCAAUAGAGUUUGUGGGCGGAGGAGGAGCAGGAUCACCUAAGCCGGGUUGGCUUAUACUCGACUAUGUACAGGUGUGCUUCUUCUAAAAGACCACACAAAAUAAAAGUAUAAGAAGACCGUGCGGCAAGCUUUUAAGAGUUUGGGGACUUUGAAGAAAUGUGUGUAGUAUUUUAAAUAUUAAAAGGUCAUUUCAAAAUAACCAACACCUUAAAGACAAGCCAUACCUGGAGUCCACCUGUCCUCUGGCUUUUGCAAGUGGCAUUGAUCACAACAGCUGUGUGUUGUGAUCAAGAAGAUAUGAUCAAGUAUCACAUUGUGUCAGCCUACAUUUAAAAAAUGUUUUUAAUUGUUUAAAAAUGUUUUUCACCUUAAUGGUGGAUCAGUAACUUGAUUUAAAUUGGUCUUUUUAGUGUGUGUACAUGAAGAGAUCCAGUUGAACUGAUGACUGCAAAAUUACUUUUCCUCACUAGAGGGCAGUGAUGUGCGUAAAGUCCUUUCAAACUGUUCAAUAUUGUUCCUCCCCCUUUCUGAAGGAGGGAAGAAAACAUCAAUGUGAGAGCAAGGGAGCCUCUUCUCUUGUGUUUAAGAAUGGCAAGUCGUGUGCAGCCUUGGAGCCCCUGGGGGAAGACUUAUUUACAUGUGAAAUGCCAGCUAUGCUGAGAAUUUGAUGUUAGGUUGACGUUGACAAAUAAACCAAGGAAUUUGUGUAAAAUA
This is a messenger RNA of Echinops telfairi (small Madagascar hedgehog), 2773 nucleotides long. It is a transcript of the gene HTD2, whose product is annotated as hydroxyacyl-thioester dehydratase type 2. Lineage: Eukaryota; Metazoa; Chordata; Mammalia; Afrosoricida; Tenrecidae. The record is from RefSeq and is a predicted model, not a curated record. The transcript has a single exon. The coding region runs from base 1 to 546 and encodes 181 amino acids.